AGAAAACUAGGAAGAUGCAACGCAAAAUAUUUGGUUCAGAGGUACGUGGCCCUUGCUUUGCAGAUGCAACGGCCGCUCACCAGCUAGUAGGCGAAGCUGUAAAUUACAAGCUUCAAUGCGAGGUUGUCGUCUUUGAAUCUUCGAUGUAUCAUGUAUGACGUAGCAUUGAAUUUCCUAUAUAUAUAUAUAUAUUCGCCGCUACGUGCAGCCAUCAUCAGCUUGCGAACCUGCAACACCGCUACCCAGACGAACAGUCAACUGUUCUAUUACUCUGAACUUACUGCGCCAUGGCAGGCAAACUUCCACUUGCACAACUGUCAUCCUUGCGUAUAACUAAACACCAAAUCCCCAAGCACGGUGGUAUCCCGAACACCUCUAUUCACAACAAACCACUCACAAUUUACCAUGGUGUAUUCCCCUCUCCGGACUUAACUGCCUCGCACAUCGAAUCGCACUUGAAGGCUGUCGAGGUUUGCAUCCCACAGUGGCGGUACACCAUGUUCGACACGACACACUUCCACUCGACCACGCAUGAGCUGCUCGUGAUUGCAUCUGGACAUGGAAGGCUGCUUUUCGGAGGCGAAGACAAUACAGGGAAGGUCGAAGAGGAGGUUACGAAGGGCGACGCGAUACUGGUGCCAGCGGGAGUUGGGCAUCGGCGACUAGAGGUGUCGCCUGACUUCGAGAUGGUCGGGUCGUACCCUGCUGGAAGCGCACAUUGGGACAUGUGCUACGGACGCAGAGGCGAGACUGGGGUAGAGGAAAGAAUCCGCAAGCUGGGAUGGUUUGAGAAGGAUCCUAUAUACGACGGGGAAGGACCUGCUCUGUCAGAUUAAAGGCCUGGUCUCACAACAGAAUGUAAAGCGAUCCACCUAGAUUCGUGAAACGCACUAUUUGUACCUGAAAAUUGAAGUCAACAUGAUACAAAAAGAGAUGCUGCGUACUACCCGCACACAUUGGUACUUGCAUCACGUCAAUAGUUUCAUGGUACCCGCAUAGAAGGGGGUGAAAACCACAUUUAUUGUUCCGGAGCCAGGUAUGUACGAAAGGAAGUCAGGCGAGGAGAAGGCAUGUAGGGGACCACCGACCCAUCUUCUCUCCAUGGGUUACCCCGGCGAAGAGACGACAAUUGGGUGCUAAGACAUCCCGUUGGUCUUGACACGACCUGACACUCGAACGACCGCGUGAUCACGCUGGAGAGACCAGACGAGCAGUCAUGAGCAACAUGGGGAAAAUUAUGGUCGUGUCGCCGCACGAAGAAAAGCAGAUGCGGCGCUAAGCGCUAUGAGGGAGAUAGUUUAGGGCAGGUCUCAACCUAUCCCGU
Molecule: messenger RNA, 1324 nt
Organism: Phanerochaete carnosa HHB-10118-sp
Lineage: Eukaryota; Fungi; Basidiomycota; Agaricomycetes; Polyporales; Phanerochaetaceae
Exons: 1
Coding region: 288-836 (182 amino acids)
Source: RefSeq, a predicted model, not a curated record